AUGGACACAUUAUCUUCUGUACAGAAUACUGGAUAUUCCCAAGGUUUAUUACAUCAACCUGAUACUCAGGGACGUCAGACCCAUAUAUCUACUCAUAAUAAUUCACCAAAUCUACCACUCAGGAUAAAAAGCCCAGAUAGUUCGAAGACUCAGAGGACAUCUCAGUCACUUAGGUCUAGUCCUAUGCUUAAUUCACCUGUGUUCCAAUAUCCAGCUCCUAACAACUCACAGAGAUUUUCUCCUCCUCCACACCCACCUCCUAGACGUUUAAGUGGUUCUAGCGAACAAACAAGACAUAAUAAACCUUUGACACAAAGCCAUCAAUUGCCGAGUGGAUUUGAUUUACCAACAAUAUCUGCUGUAGCUAGAGCAGCCAGUAUGUUAUCCCCUUCUCAACUUGAAGCUGCAGCUGUAUUACUUUCCCAGUGGGAUAAUGUUAACCAAUUAGCAUUAUUAGCUAAUAAUUCCUCGUAUAGAAAUAUAUGCAACAUUGUUGAUUCUUCUGGUAAUAAACAACCGGUCAGUUCAAGUCAUAGUUUUUCUCCACCGGUUUCUUCUGAACCAAAUCCUGUUACUAGUGGUGGUUACAUUGAGAAUCAUGUCCACAUCACAAAUAGAAACGGGACUGGAACCGAUUGUAAAUCACGAAGAGUUAAUGAUUUGUCAUUGACCAAUACUAGGACAAUCCCAUCCGUUUCAACAGGAACAAUGUCUGAUAUAAGACAUCCUAGUAUGAAAAAUAGUAUUUCUUUAACAAGAUCAAUGGAUCAGUUGACAAAUCGUUUGAAUUCACGUUCUUCAACUCCUGGAAAUGAACCGAUGAACAAAUACGAUCAUAUGUGUUGUCCACCUUGGUCAAAAACUGAUCAAAGGACUUACUCAACAGAUUCUUCCCAUUCUUAUAAAUUACAAGCUAGUCCAUAUGAUCAUACAGUUGAAUUAGCCGAUUCAAGACUGGCCAUACUACACGAUGCAAAAUUAGCAUCUUUAAGUGUAGAUUGGCCUUCUUGUACAAUGACUCAAAAUAUACCUAUGAGUAAAGCAAAUCGAAUUAGAUCUUCAAGUUCUUUCUCGUCACCAGUAUGCUUGGUAUCGACUUCUCUUUCCAAUAUAACUUCUGAAUCUUCAUUUUCUACAAACCAAUCACAUACCAAAGCAGCAACAACCAGUUCAUCCUCGUCGUUAUCAUCUGUUUCAUUUGUUACUUCUGAAUCUCUUGUUAGAAGUCCAACUUCCGGUCAUUGUAGUCCUAAUAUUCCCGUGAAUUGCAAUCCGAAAGGACCCACCCUACAGACUGAAUCGCCCAUAUCAUCUUGUCAGACAAUCAAAUCUUCAUCUCCAAAUGCCGGAAUAACUAGAAUUCUCAACUCUAGCCAGUCGCAAUUCUCAGCGCUUUCUGGAGGAAAAUCUCCAACUAUUUAUUCUUUAUGUGGACAAUUUUUAUCUACGAAUACAAAUUCAACUAAUCAUAAUGAUACCAUUGAAUUGUCUCAUAACGUAGAAAGUAAUCGAAUUAGUAACUGCCUAGGGAAGCGGUCUAUGCUACCUGAACAAUAUAAACGACAUCCCUUAGUAGGUACACCAAGUGUAAUGCCAACUUUGUUGCCUCAACCUAAACAAGAGUAUACACGAACAAAGUUUUCUGUUGUUACUAAUAUAUCAGAUCAUCGAUCGCAAAACACUUCAAUGCCAUUGAAAAAACGACUUAUUCAACGUUAUGAAGCUGAUCGUGUAGAUAUGAAACCAUCGGAGUUAUCAACAUGUAACCUUGUUAAGACUGAACUACCUAUGAAUAAUUCUCAACCUCAUAAUAGAUCAACUAAUGCAGAUGAUUUAAAAAACAAUCAAUAUUCGCCUGAAAGCUGGAUCGCAAUGAAAGAUAAUAUAGAAAAAUUAGAUUGUCAAGAGAGAAAAUUUAAACGAAAAAAACGUACUAAAUAUGAAACAGAUGAAAUGUUAAGCCUAAACACAAAUAAAAAUAAGCCAACUAAAAUCCGUACAAAAUCUUCAUUAAGUUCUUUAAGAAAAUCUAAUUCAAAAAGUACACGUCGAUUAAAACAUUCAUUGAAUGAUGAUGUAGAAUCGAAAUUGAGUAUGAAUGAACAAUUGUCAACGAUGAAAUUAGAAUUCGAUGAUAUCACUAAUGACGAUGAAGAUGAUGAUGUCAUUGUUAAUGAUAAUAAUGAUGAAGUAAGAGAAGAGCAAGAGAAAAACAAUGAUGAUGAUAAUGAGGUCGAUGAUGAAAGAAUUAAACCGACAGUUAGAAGACGACGUUCAAGAAAGCAUAGCUCAAGUGCAAACAGUACAUCAAGUUUAUCACAUACAUCAUUAUGUAGUGAUUUAAUUAGAGGUAAUGUAAAAAAACGUAUAGCUGCUGUUAAUGGUAAUCUUAUGAUGAUGGUUACGGCACACGCUCAAAGAAGCACUAGUUCAGGUAGUAAUAACAGUAAUAGUAGUAGUUCUUCUAGUUUACAAAGUGUUGACGGUGAAGUCAGUGAUGAUGAUAAUGAUGUAUGUUUGAAUUCUUCAUCAAACUCAUCUGUUAAUACUACGCGUUCAAAAUGUUCCACUGAUGGUCACUUACCUUAUUCAAGACUACAAUCAUAUAAAUCUACUUUAAAAUAUUUAACAAUAAAUUCUAAUACCAUCACUAAUAAUAAUAGUCAAUCAUUAAAUUCAAGUGAUGGAUCACCUGGUAUUACACAUUCAUCCAUGGAUAGUGAACAGAGUAUCUAUGGUGUUGGUAAUGGUGAUAAUUUAAGAAAACCGAAAAGAACAGCUACUUUAACUGUAUCAUCUGGUAGUACAACUGGACCGACAAUUAUAACAGCAAAAAAGCCUCGUCUGUCAUCUGCAUCAUCGUUAACAACCACGAAGACAACGAUGAUGACAACAACAGGAAAACCAAUAAAAACGUCAUCGAAACAACAUCGACGUGGUGAUAACGGCAAGUCAAAAACUACCAUUCAUAAAGAGGACGGUAAUGAUUCAACAGUAUGUAUGAAAUUUAAGACAGAUUUAUUAGAUCAAGAUAGUUGUACAUUGAUGUAUGAAAAUUCUACGCCAGAUGAAUUGUCAGCUGCUUUAGCUGAAGAAAAUUUGCAAGUUGAAGAACUGGUUGAACAACUUCCUGGACCACCUGAUUUGAAUCGAACAGCCAAUAAAUCACUACACUCUUCACAUUCAUUAAAUUUUUAUAAGCGAAGUCAACGUGUUUUUGUUCAACUUAUAAAUUGUAAUGAUCCAGGAUUGAAACAAGUUCCGAAAUGUCGUGCUUGUCGUCAAACGAAAUUUUCCUACCAUAAUUCACCUUUAAUUCAUACAAACGGACAAAUCGAUUCAGAUGAUGAUGAUGUUGAUGAAGAGAAUCCGAAACUUAUAAUCAGUGAUGUCCCUAGUCCAACCAAUAAUCAAAAUUUUUCGAAUGGAUUGACUAAAGAUAUUCAAUUUAAAAAACCACCUGGUCGAAGAACUACUUUGGCUAAAAAUACCCGUAAAGAAAGUAUCACUGAUAAAUCGAAAAAUAAACGAAAUGCUACACAUCCAUCAAUGUCAGUAUUCUGUCGUUUUUGGGGAUUUAGAAAAUUAUGUUAUAAUAAUAGAGGUGUAUUGAAAAUAGCUGAUUUUUGUCGAUCCACUGAAUCCGAUGCUUUAGAACGUUCAUUAUGGGAAAUGUAUCAUCCAGUUUCACCAUUUUUAAGCACAUGCGCUGCUAAAUACAUUUUGGAAUGUGCUGGUGGCCUAUUCUGUCGUCUUCUUCAUCAAGAAUUAACAAGUUUGAAUAAUAAUCAUGCUCAUCAAAGUCAAAAUGAAAAAAUCAACUCAUUAACUGGCAAAAACAGAAUUAGUGGUCAUACAAUGGAAUCAAAUAACAAAAAUGAUGGCAUUAUUAAUUCAGUUGCAUGGAAAAGGCCAGUAAAAGGUGUACGUGAAAUGUGUGAUGUCUGUGAAACAACAAUGUUCAAUACACACUGGGUUUGUGGUAAAUGUGGUUAUUCAGUGUGUACAGAUUGUUUGAACGAAUCGAAACCAUUCAGUUCUGUAAGUGACAGCAAUUCGGAUACACGUGAUCAUGUGAAAUUCAAUGAAAAUAGUACAGUGGAGAAAAAAGGCAAAUUAAAAUACUUAAGAGGUCGUGGUUGCCCAUAUGGUUGGGCAUCGUGUACUACUACGCGUCAACCUCAUGAUCCAAACAAGCUGUUAUUAACUUCUCUGUUACCGUCUGGUAUUAUUGGUCGAUUACUUCAUCGAUUGCAUCGCAUAGCGAACUAUUAUAAAAUUAAUUUAGGCUGUAAUUGCUCUCCUUCUUCAACAGUGGGUAAUGAUGCAACAGAUUCAUCAAAUGAUACAUUAUUAUUCAUGAAACCAAUGAAAUCAUUGAAUAAUCGUGAAUGUUUAGAUCGUAAUUCUCUUGAUUUACUAGCUGAUAUUGCUUUGAAAACUGAUAUGGGGAACACUGGACCACUUACUGCUGGUAAUAGUAAUAACAGUAGUAACGGUAUUGUAGAUAAUGUUGUUGUGGAAACAGAAUUUAAUGCUUCACGUAAUAAUCCUUCUUCUAUAACAACAGAUAAUGGGAUCAGUUUAUCAGACAAUAACAAUAAUAACAAACGUAUGAUGAUAAUGAUGGAUUUUCCAUCUCAUAGUUGGAUUCAUUCCAAACGAAGGCACAUUAAUCAAAGGUCCUGUUGUCAAAAAAUGAAUGAUUCAACUAACAUCACUAAUACAAGUACUAUCACUGUUAAACAUAAAACGAAGCAUAAUGAUAAUCAUGGAUUUGAUUUUCACAGAGAAUCAAAUUUGAAAAUUUAUCAACCUUCAGAAAUAAUCAAUCGUCAUCAUCAUCACAAUCCCGUUUUCUUACGUUUACAUUGUCCUGAUUCCAUUGGAAAUUUAUUGGCGUUCCAAUCCGAAUGGAGACGUAAUCAUCCGCUUGUUAUAUCUGGAUGUCAACGUAAAUUUACCCAAGAAUUAUGGACUCCACAAAGUUUUUCAAAUGAUUUUGGUGAUAUGAAAACUACAUUAAUUGAUUGUGCCACGGGUGCUGAAAUAACACGUUAUACGUUAAAGUCAUUUUGGGAUGGUUUCGAAAAACGUGAACGUCGAAUCACUAGUAAAGAUGGUCGUCCACUUUGUUUAAAGCUGAAAGAUUGGCCAACUACAGAUGAUUUUGCUGAAUUACAACCGAAACGUUUCAAUGAUCUAAUGUUAAAUCUACCAAUGCCAAAUUAUACACAACGUGAUGGACAAUUGAAUUUAGCUGCUAGAUUAUCAUCAUUUUUCGUAUGUCCCGAUCUAGGUCCAAAAUUAUAUGUGGCUUAUGGAACAGUCGGUUCUUGUUCUAUUAGUACAACAAAUUUGCACGUAGAUAUAGCUGAUGCCGUAAAUGUUAUGUUGUAUGUGGGACAACCGACAGAUUCAUUGAAUGAAAUGUUAACUAAUGCUGAAUCAAUUGUGAACACAUUAACAAGUGCACAUAUUGAUGAUAAUUAUUUAGAAAGAGUUUUAAAUUGGUUGAAUAAAAUUAAAUCACACCAAACUGAUGCACAUGCUAAUGACAAUAAUAAUAAUACUAACAGUAACAAUAUUACUACUACUACUACUACUACUACUACUACUACUACUCCCACUACUUUUAUUUCUACUACUCAUGAAACUAACUCUGAAGAUAUCCCAGGAGCAUUAUGGCAUAUAUUUCUACCGGAAGAUUCAAAUGGUUUAAGAGAAUUUUUAUCAAGAGUAAGUGAAAAUGAAACUGGCACACCAGUGGAAUCAGGCAGUGAUCCAAUACAUGAUCAAUUAUUUUACAUGGAUCAAUCAUUAUUAGAUCGUUUAUAUGAUUGUAUGGGCAUUCAACCAUGUACGAUUGUACAAUUUCAUGGUGAUGCUGUAUUCAUUCCAGCUGGUGCUGCUCAUCAGCAAAGGUUAGAUCGUACUAUUUUUUUAAAAGGUGUACUUUGUAUAUUUCACUUCUACAGUUCCCCGCGAUGUUAUGGUUUAUAA
Molecule: messenger RNA, 6003 nt
Organism: Schistosoma mattheei
Lineage: Eukaryota; Metazoa; Platyhelminthes; Trematoda; Strigeidida; Schistosomatidae
Source: the annotation of a GenBank genome assembly